Molecule: messenger RNA, 960 nt
Organism: Cooperia oncophora
Lineage: Eukaryota; Metazoa; Nematoda; Chromadorea; Rhabditida; Trichostrongylidae
Source: the annotation of a GenBank genome assembly
AUGGGAGUGGUUUUCCAGAUUGAAAGAGCCUUGCCCCAAAAGACGAAAGGAGCGCUACUGCUCAUGAGUCACUGUUCUACUGUAUCCAGUCGAGAAUCAAUUAUACAGAGACUAUCAACCAAAGUCGAUAUCACAGUAGGAGGCCGAUGCAGCCGCUACUUCCCAGCUGCUGAAAAAGCGCGCUGUCCAAAGUCAAUGAAAGGUGGUCAGUGCGAGAAGGAUCUCAUCGCGACACACCGAUUUUAUAUUGCAUUUGAGAAUAGCAUAUGCCGCAACUACAUAACGGAGAAGUUUUUCAAACGUAUCUCUCAACUUUUAGUUCCAAUCGUGCUGGAAAGGAAAUUUUACGAAGAUAAUGGCAUACCAUCGGAUUCAUUCAUAGCCUUGGAUGAUUUCAAAAAUGACGACGGUCUGGCAGCAUAUUUGGAUAUGGUUCAACAUAACGACACAGAGUAUCUGAGGUACUUCGAGUGGACUAAUUACUAUCGGAAACCUUCUACCUAUGUGAGUGACGCCGGAUGUCGAUUGUGCCAAGAUCUUCACCAAGGGAAAAGGCGUCACGUAGACAAUAUCGAAACCUUUUAUUUCGAUGAGCAAUGUGAAGAGAAUUAUUACUAUUUGAUCUCCAGUGGUUCCACGACCUGCUCGAAUGGUACGAAACAUGUUUCCUUGCUGGAGGCACGAUCAUUCGCCGGAGAAGUGUCUCGUCUGGAAAGAGCUAACCGACUUGUAUGGUGUAGAUUUGGCAAGAAUAUCAGUUUCCGGGAUGAGUAUAACUUCCAUGUUUUAUUCGUGCUUGGUAUGUCAGGGAUAAAGACCGAUGAUGAUUCGGUUCAUCGAGAAGCAAAGGAGCAUGGAGAUAUUCUUCAACUGAACAUCAAUGAAACUGACGGGAGUCCUACCAUGAAGCAUGACAACCCCGACCCGAGUAGUCUGGGAAUCCAAAAAGGCAAUACGUGA